Messenger RNA from Xiphophorus maculatus (southern platyfish), 3762 nucleotides. It is a transcript of the gene noazfp, whose product is annotated as zinc finger protein 330. Gene Ontology annotation, molecular function: zinc ion binding. The coding region runs from base 61 to 1014 and encodes 317 amino acids. The record is from RefSeq and is a predicted model, not a curated record. Lineage: Eukaryota; Metazoa; Chordata; Actinopteri; Cyprinodontiformes; Poeciliidae. The transcript has 10 exons. Gene Ontology annotation, cellular component: nucleus.
CACCUUUUUCAGACGGACCUAACGCUAGCUUCGCUGGGUGAGUUAUUAUUGAUUCCAGAGAUGCCCAAAAAGAAAACCGGAGCCAGGAAAAAGGCGGAGAACCGCAAAGAGAGAGAGAAACAGAUCCGAGCCAACAGGGAGCAUGUGGAAGUGGCCAAACACCCCUGCAACGUGAACAUGGAAUGUGACAAAUGUCAGCGGAAGCAGAAGAACAGGGCAUUCUGCUACUUCUGUAACUCUGUGCAGAAGCUGCCUGUCUGCGCUCAGUGUGGUAAAACUAAGUGCAUGAAGGCUUCAGAUUGUGUUAUCAAGCAUCCAGGGAUCCACAGCACAGGAAUGGCCAUGGUGGGGGCAGUGUGUGACUUCUGUGAAGCCUGGGUCUGCCACGGUAGGAAAUGUCUGAGCACCCACGCCUGCUCGUGUCCUCUGGCCGACGCCGACUGCAUCGAGUGCGAGCGUGGAGUCUGGGAUCACGGAGGUCGGAUUUUCCGCUGUUCCUUCUGUCGGAAUUUUUUAUGUGAGGAUGAUCAAUUUGAGCACCAGGCCAGCUGUCAAAUCCUACAGGCAGAAACCUUUAAAUGUGUUUCCUGUAACAGACUGGGACAACACUCGUGCCUGCGCUGUAAGGCCUGUUACUGUGACGACCAUGCCAAGAGUAAAGUGUUCAAACAGGAGAAAGGCAAGGCUCCACCUUGUCCGAAGUGCGGCCAUGAGACCCAGGAGACUAAAGACCUCAGCAUGUCCACUCGCACCUUGAAGUUCGGUCGGCAGGCCGGCGGCGAUGACGACGACGACUACGAGGGCGCGUCCGGGUACGACGCCUACUGGAAGAACCUGGCAGCUGGAGGAAGCCGACAAGACGACUAUGGCGAUGAUGAUGACGACGACGAUGAGGAAGAGGAGGAUGACGGGUAUGAGGAGGAUGACGAAGAGGAAGAAGAUGAAGGUGAAGAGGAGGAUGAAACUGCUUCGGAGUCUCUGGCUGAGCUGAAGAUAGAUGGCACUGCAGCCUAAAGUAAGACUGAGGAGUUGAUGGUCAGAGUGGAUUUUAACUGAGUGAAAGUCACAGUUUGGCAUAAAUACAGAGCAUUUUGCAUUCAAGCAGCCUAAUGUUCUUGUAAUCUUUGGAAGUAGUUUAUAUGUGUGUGGUUUUUUUUUUUUAGCUUUACACAUUUUGUUUUGUCCAGUCCUGGUACCAAUGUAGUAUGAUGAGGAAGUGGAGGACAAACGGAGAAAAACCAUGAACUGUACCAGAAAGCCAAAGUUUUUACCCAGGAGUGAGGAAAUAAAUAUCAAAAGGCCAAACUGACUAUUAAAAGCUGCAUUCUGCAGUUUGUUGACUAAGAACUAUGAGAUCCUCACAGUUAGGUAGGGUUUAAUAAAAGAACCAUCUAUUAAAGGAUAUUUACAAAUUAACACCUAUAUAAAUAAAUAUAACAUAAUCUUUCCUUAAAAAUAUAGAAAAGCAAAAAUAAUUUUUACUGUGCUAAAAUAAUCUACAUUUAACUUGCUGCUGUUUUGCCCAUCUAGCAUAACAGGAGUAUAUUAUUAAAUGAUCAAGUUUGUCUGCAAAAUGUAAUAACAUUUCAAUCAAAGGAUAGGCAGUAUUUAGCAUCAUGUGGGGGAGGGGCACUAGUAGAUUAUUGUAAACUCCUGUACACAAUGGAUUUCUUUUGCAUUGCAUAAAAAGGACUUUACAAAAGUAUUUCAUUGAAAUUCAGGAGCAGAAUUUAGUUUUGUAGAGUUUCUCUGUAAAACAAGACGAGUUUUAGAUCUCAUAAAAAGGCGCAAAGCGGCUUCCUCUGCUUUACUUGUUUCUUCUAGGCGACACUCAACCAUCACACAAGGUGUUGCCGUUUUACUGUUAUGACUUUUCUCGUUAAAACAAGAACAUGUUUUGGUUUUAACAAAAUAUAAAACUUUACUUUUUUUUUAUCUCGUUAAAACGUAAAACUUUCUCGUUUCAGCAAGAAACUGUUCCUGAAACGAACACUUCCGUACUUUCAUGUGUAAAAAUGGUACGAUGGGAAAUCUUUUGUAGUUCUUAAUCUGUGCCAGAUCUCUGAAAGUUAUCCAGACUGAAUGGUUACGUAGUUGUGGAUUUUCUUUAACGCUUGAGUAUUAGCAAACAAAAACAUAACUGCCAUUAUGUAGAAAUGACAAUGGUUCCUCCCAUGAGAUUUUUCUUGUCAAAAAGAGUUGUGGGUCAUGUAUACUGGAUUGAAAUCAGGUGAAAAGCAGUCGAAGUGUAAGGAAAAUCUUUUAAGGGCCCUCAUAAAGCCUGAUUGAACUGUUGAUCAAAACCACUGUUAAGGUUGAGAAAGUCUAACUGUUAGAAAGCAUAAAACAACAUAAGAAAUGACUCUAAACUGGUUCUCUAUUUUAAGCUCCUUAUUCAUUCCAGCACUCUCUGGUGACUUUUAGGAAUGUUGUGAACUAUUUUAAACUUCAUCCUUCUGCACAGAAUUGAAGGAAUAAAGUUUAAUAUGAAUCUAAAUCAAUAAAAUUGUGACUGAACAUUCUUUAUUUUAAUUCAUUCUCUGAAAUGCUUGGUUUCUAACAGGGUUGGGACUUUAAUUUUAAUGACUAAAUUAUAUAAAUUUAACUAAUUUAAUUGGAUAUUUUUUAACAUACAAAGCUCCUGGGUGGAACCUUUGCAUUUGCGUGUUUCUGGUACACCUGUACAUCUGACGCACAAGUGAUAGCUAAAAAUCGUGAUGGACGACAAAACCGCCGGUUUGGUCCACUGGGAAAAAUUUUUUGCUAAAAAACAUUCUGAUGGGAAUAAACUAUUGAGCUAAAAGGUGUUGGACUAUCAGCGAAGCUUUUCAAGCCUAAAACAGACAUCCCUAAUGCUAAUGUCAUUUUUUCCAAAGCAGGGGUUCCAGAAACACUUAAAAGCUAAAUGGUUGUAUACAAUGGUUGUUGUUAAGCUUGUAUGCAUAAAUAUUCAAUAUUGGCAGCAAAUAGGUUUAUGAAUUGAAUAUUUUGCUUAAGUUGCUUUUUAUUUAAAAUGUGAUUAAUUGUAAUUAAUUACAGGCCCUGCAAUUCACUGGCAAAAUUUUUUAUUUGAGUCCCACCUCUAUUUUUUAAUAGUCGGAGCUCCACUAGUAAAAUUAUAUGAAUAUAUGAAUUCAAAAUCUCUUGCUGUACUGAGAACCUUGUAGAGAGACCAGUGGGAAGAUCUCAUGAAGAAUGUUUCCACUAUUGUGUGUCCAAGGUUUUUGGUAUGGCAUGUGUGGGAGUUUGAUUUCAUCCUGCCUGUUUGUUAUUUUUGUUCAUUAGUGAAAUCCCAUAACAAGAGUUCACAUGUUUUUCCGUCAUUUUAUAGCUAGCUGGAUUGUCCCUACUACAAGGCCAGAUGAAUGUGUCACCCUUCAUGUCUACUGUAACAGAGAACGCAACAUGAGCCUGACGUGCAGCAGGGCUACUCCAGUUCUUUCAGUUCUUUUUGAAACAGCUUAAGGAACUCAUACAGUUGAGCUUGCAAUUUUUUUCCCCCACUUAAUUACUUUAAGAUGUGUUUUUAUGAUCUGACUGGCCAGAAGAUUGUGAACUAUUUUUAUAUGGUUUUGUGGCUUUUCUCAUAAGGAUGGAAUUUUUCCUUCAACGUCUCCAUUGACCUUUUCCAAUUUAAACAGGAUACACAUGCAGGAUGAUAGUAAUCAGCGGUGACUACUGUAAGGGAUGGAGAAGGGCAAUGUUUUUCUUGAAUUAAUUAAGAUUACCUGAAUAAACAAAAUAAAAAAACACAUUUUCUUC